GAAUAGGGAAUUUUCAUCUGUGAUUUUAAUGACCGUAUUUGUUUGUUGGUUGCACUGAUGCAAAACAAAAGAACUGUACAAAUAGCUAUUUUCAUGCCACUCACCGCGGCUCCAUUCAGUUCCAAUUUUUGCGAGUUUGUGUGGAAUGGCAACAUCCUUAAAGAAGAAUCAUUCCCGUCGAAGGCUCGCCGCUCUCACAUUUCUCUCUAACAUAUCCCUCGAUGGAAGUCACAGGGAUACAAAGCUCGCUAUCCUAACGCGGAACUCAAUCUUCCACCGUAGGACACUGAGCGACACUCACCAUGACCAUGGAAACACUAUUCAUCAAAACGACCUUGAAACAUCGGCAUAUGAGGGUAUCGAUGGCUUAUCCAUAGAGCCGUUGAUGGUUGCUCGCAAAAUAAAUCCUGUGACAAAUUCUCCGCCGGUUCGUAAAGUUCAUGAGCAGCACUCUUUUAGUUCGGACUCUGAGGGCCCUUUAACUCCGGCCAAACUUGCCACUGCGGCAUUCGUAGACCAGGAACGAGCAGCAACUUUUGUUCAUUUGCCACCUGGAGUUCAUGGUCCUUUCAGAGAUCGUACUGAAACAACAAGUAGUGAAUACUCACUUCCUGAAAGACGUAUUGGAUCCUUGCAGCACAGAAAGAGAAUCAUUCAUCAAACAUCAACACUUUCAGAAGACAUUAAGCAUCAUCACAAUAGUAGCAGCGAAAGUAUCGGCUCUCUACGUUCGAAGUCUAUAUCACAGUCAUCUAGAUCAAAAUCAAAAGCAAUCAACAAUGUCUUGUCUAACUGUUCCAAUAAUAACAUCAUACCUGAAGUCACAAAAGAGCUACGCAUGAUGCAGCGACCUUUUAUUGGCCAUAAAUUUGGAGACGAUCGACUCAUCUUGGUGUCCGCUAAGAAGGUCCCAUUCCUUGUUUUCUCUGCCCUUCCAUACAACAAAGGACCUCGUACUGGCUGGUCUGAACUUCGAAAAGAUCCUGGGCGUAGGAGAAAUACUUCAGGUCCAAGACCCCUUUCAGCUAUCAAUGAUACGUUAGACCCAUUUGGUUUGUUAGGUAUAGAGCGGGGCAAAGAUGGCCAGGAGAUAUCUUAUGGACAACUUCUGAUACCAUCAAGGCAGUUUUCUAAGGAUCGCAAGGGCUUUGGAAAUGAUAAUGAAGCCAUAGAGCUUAUGCACACAGUUCCAGCUAAGCACACUGUGGCAGCAAGGACACAAACUAUAACUUGGAACGUGGACUGUAAACAAUGGUGCUUAUCGCAUGAUACUGCUAUACAUCGACCAUCGCACAUCAUUCCUGCAUCACCCCCGCUAUCUUAUAAUGCAGAUACGAAAGCUUAUGAAUGGGAAGAUAUGCCGUACAAUCCAAAUUUGUUAGACGACCCAGAGUUAAUCGCAGGCAAACAUCGUACGCUACUUACAUUUACGUCAUACAUGACAUCAGUGAUAGAUUAUGUUAGACCAUCUGAUCUUAAGAAAGAACUCAACGAUAAGUUUAGAGAAAAGUUCCCUCACAUACCAUUAACACUGAGUAAACUUAGAAGUUUAAAACGUGAGAUGAGGAAGAUAUGCAAGUUCGAAUAUGGCCUGGAUUUACUGACUGUAGCUACGGCAUAUGUAUACUUUGAGAAACUAAUUCUUCGCAACGUUGUGACUAAGCAGACAAGAAAACUCUGUGCUGGAGCAUGUCUACUGCUUGCAGCAAAGCUCAAUGACGUGAAGGGUGACGUUUUGAAAUCUUUGAUCGAGAGAAUAGAAAGUGUGUUCCGUUUGAAUCGCAAGGAACUGAUAACGUCGGAGUUUGCUGUACUAGUGGCAUUAGAAUUUGGUUUGCAUUUGCCUACGUGGGAGGUUUUCCCACAUUAUCAGCGCCUCAUGUAUGAGUCCUGACCUUCUCCUAUACCAUUGGUAUUAGUACACCGGCCACGAACAUUUUCUUCGUAAAACUAAACGGAGCUUUAACUACAAUGCAUUUUGCGAAUUUUCUAAUGUUUCGGUAAUAAUUGUAAGUAGAAAAUUCGAGAAGUGAUCAAAUUAUGAUUUAAACAGAAUGAUAAUCCGAGAAGUGGGUUUAACUUAAAUCCGGUGCUAAGUAAGUAAGGUAGCUCUUUAUUCUUUGUAUACUAUGCAACAUUUAAAUGUUAAUCUUCUGCAUUUUAGCUAAGGCUAAUUGUACAACUCGCAAGUUCAACUUACCUUGCUUUGUCGCCAACCUUAUACGACAGUUCACUUAAAUUUCUUCAUUAUCCAUAUUAUCACGAUAAAAGUACCUGCUUAUUGACCUGCGAUGGGUAACACUUCGAUUACCAACAAAUUAAUAUCAAGAAGAAAAAAUAGAGUACUUAUUUCUGAGAUAAGGCAUAUGCUCUUUAGUCAAUAACUUUAUACUCAGUACGUAAUAUGUAGUCUAAAGGUCUAGAUACUUGGAAAUUGAAUAGUUUUAUAUAUAUAUAUAAGAAACGAAAUGUCUACUGUUCAUUAGAUAUUACCUUUAUAAGAAAUUUUAAUGCGUUUAACGUUGAAAAUUGUUGGAUUUUCAAUAAGCUCAUGAAAAUUUGCAAAAAAAUUUCUUCUGUAAUUUAGCUGUUUCUGUUAA
Messenger RNA from Neodiprion fabricii, 2600 nucleotides. Its product is annotated as CDK5 and ABL1 enzyme substrate 2. The record is from RefSeq and is a predicted model, not a curated record. Gene Ontology annotation, biological process: regulation of cell cycle. Lineage: Eukaryota; Metazoa; Arthropoda; Insecta; Hymenoptera; Diprionidae. The coding region runs from base 146 to 1894 and encodes 582 amino acids. The transcript has 11 exons.